This is a messenger RNA of Ochotona princeps (American pika), 951 nucleotides long. RefSeq names its product testis expressed 35 (gene TEX35). Bases 121 to 861 code for a protein of 246 amino acids. The record is from RefSeq and is a predicted model, not a curated record. Lineage: Eukaryota; Metazoa; Chordata; Mammalia; Lagomorpha; Ochotonidae. The transcript is spliced from 9 exons.
CAUAAAGAGGCAGCCAGCCUGCCCUCAGCUGGGCCUGUAAGUGCAAUUGCAGGGCAGUGGCCUGGCCCGGGGCCCUUUGGGGAGGUCGGGAAGUUGAAGAACACUCUGGCCUCCUCCAUCAUGUCGGCCAAGAGGGCUGAACUGAAGAAAACAAGCCCGAGCAAGAACUACAAAGGAGUUUGCCUAGAUCUGAAACCAGAGCCGACCAAAAUAAGAAGUUACCUUGAGGCCAUGUCAACAGCGAGGCCUGACAUCCGUGGGGAGGCCACUUGGAGUCAGGGGUCUUUCACUGCACCUGGUGGCCAAGACCUGUCCCAGACAUAUGAUUACAAAGGAGUGAAGCAGGAAGGACCAUUUGCCAAGACCGAAGUGACCCGGGAGCUGAAGAAUGAACUCAGGGAGGUGAGGGAACAGCUCAAGGAGAAAAUGGAGGAGAUCCAGCAGAUAAAGGAUAUAAUGGACAAGGAUUUUGACAAACUUCAUGAAUUCGUGGAAAUUAUGAAGGAGAUGCAGGAGGCCAUGGAUGAGAAGAUGGACAUUCUGAUGAACAUCCGGAAGAACAAGCUUCCCCUUAGAAGAGGACUCCAGGAACAGCAGGACCCCGGGCUGAUGGCAAAGACUGACACCGAGCCCCAGUUGAGGCUCAGGAAACCCGAGGGAGCCGACAGGGUGCCACCGGCUCUCCCCAAGACAAUGGCACCACAAAAACCGAAGAAGGACUCGCUGGCUGCCCCUCACCAGUGUAGCAGCUGCUGCGAGAAAUGUUUGUUGUGUGCCCUAAAGACCAACUACAAUCAGGGAAAACAUCCACACCAGGCCUGGGCACCCUUUUCACCCUUGGCAUCUGGAGCUGCUUUCUGAUUUAUGUGUACCUCAGCCUCAGUGACAUGGAGUUUGUGCAUCCGACCUAGUGCAGCCACGCCACCUGCUGUAGCUCCGCUCCGUCCCCCC